CUCCAUCACCUGGCACUAUCGUGCGGCUGAUCCCGAGUGGGGAUCCUUCCAAUGCAAGCAAUGUCUCGACUUGCUCGAGAACAACCUUGUGCCCAAGCGACCAAUUGAGGUGCUUGUUGGUAAGAAGAACCUAGAAGUCAGACCGAUUGCUGUCAACAAGGGAGAGAUCGUCAAGCGUAUCCUGUACAAUAAUCCCAAUGCCGAAUUUGUAUUCUGCGCUGGUGAUGACAAGACCGACGAAGACAUGUUCCGCGCCCUUUGCACUCUCUUUACGGCCACCACCACACAAGCGGUGAUGCAACCGCCCGCCUCGGCCAAACUCAUCGAUGGAGAAGAUGCAGCCAAAGAUCCUGUUACCCUCUCGUUGACACAAAAGGGUCUCUUCUCCACCACCGUCGGUUCGUCGAGCAAGAAGACACUCGCUGCCUGGCACGUUACCAGCGCUGACGAGGUGGUCGACGCCAUGCUCCAAUUGGUCGACUUGCCGAUUCCUAAACGUAUCGUUAUGCUAGGUGCCGACACUCCCCUCCGAACCCCGGGCACAGACGCACACCUAUAA
Molecule: messenger RNA, 559 nt
Organism: Acaulospora colombiana
Lineage: Eukaryota; Fungi; Glomeromycota; Glomeromycetes; Diversisporales; Acaulosporaceae
Source: the annotation of a GenBank genome assembly